Closterium sp. NIES-67 is the source of this 1303-nucleotide messenger RNA. The record is from the annotation of a GenBank genome assembly. NCBI's taxonomy places the organism in Eukaryota, Viridiplantae, Streptophyta, Zygnematophyceae, Desmidiales, Closteriaceae.
CGUUCUAGUGCUCCUGCCCAUAAGAGUGUGAAUACGUGGUCCGCAUGUUCCUUGAAACUCUCUCCUUCGUAUGCAUCUCCUAAUCGCGUUGCGCUUGCUGUCGAGAAUAAGAUAAGACGUGUGCGAGGCCGGACGGGUAGGUCAGGGUGGGUGAAUCGAGAGAAGCUCGGCGCGCAGUGGUCGUCGUCAACCUCGCAAGACAUUAGGGCUUCUCUUUCUCUCACAACCUCGCAAGCGCGAAGCGGCUAACGAGAAGUGACGGCGCGGUAAUCAGGAGGUGCAAGGAAGGGACGAGGGAGGCGGAGGAGAGGAGUAGGGAGCCACGAUGCUGCAGGGCGCGGAUGUCCCGCCGAAUCAGACCAUAUACUUGAAUAACCUCAAUGAGAAAAUCAAGAAGGAAGAGCUGAAGAAGUCGCUGUACGCGGUGUUUUCGCAGUUCGGCAAGAUCCUGGACAUUGUGGCGCUCAAGACGCUGCGGCUGCGCGGGCAGGCGUGGGUGGUGUUCGAGGAUGUCACCGCCGCCACCAACGCGCUGCGCCAGAUGCAGGGCUUCCCGUUCUACGAUAAGCCCAUGAGGAUCUCAUAUGCUAAGACAAAGUCUGACGUGGUGGCCAAGUCGGAUGGCACAUUUGUUCCGAGAGAAAAGCGCAAGCGACACGAGGAACGAGCCCGGCGUCGUCAGCAGCAGGAGCAUGCGGCAGCGGGAGCAGCAGGAGGGGGGCGUGCGCCUGCUGCUGCUGCAGCCUAUGCACAGGGGGGCACAGGGGCCAUCCCAGGGGCGAACGAGCCGCCUGCGCCGCCCAACAGUGUGCUCUUCGUGCAGAACCUGCCGGUGGAAACCACCCCGGCGAUGCUGCAGAUGCUUUUCCAGCAGUUUGCGGGGUUCAGGGAGGUGCGCAUGGUGGAUGCCAAGCCGGGGAUUGCCUUUGUGGAGUUCAUCGACGAGGUGCAGGCCAGCGUUGCCCUGCGCGGGCUGCAAGGGUUCAAGAUCACGCCCACGCACCCCAUGCUCGUCUCGUAUGCCAAGAAAUAAACGCGUGGAUGUGGGGUGUGGGUGGGGUGGACUGGACGCCAUGGGUAGGAAGGAUGCGGUUUUAUGGUGGUUGGUUCUUUUUCCUUGCCAUUCUGGGAUUAGGUGGUUGUAUGGGGGGGUUUUGGGGGGGGAGGUGGGGGAAGAGGGGAAGGCCCUCUUUGAGAGCCAUUGGGGUUUGAUGGUAACAGUGGGGACUAGUAGGAUCCUUUGCUAUGUUUUUUUCUAACCUGUUAAAAGUUGUAUGAAUUGAAAUAUAGGCGCAUAUGGCAA